CGUGAGCAAGGUCACUCGUGGCCAAUCGUGUCCUCGGGAUUUCCUCAGCGCUCUCGUCCUCGUGCCAGUGAGGAUAAAAACCACAUUUCACUCGAACACUUUUAGUAUAUUUUCCACGGGGAGAAUCUCACGAUGCUGCAGCUGUUAUCUUUCCUGGUGGGGAAGUUCUCUCUUCUCUCCAACUUUAAACUUUUUGAGUCCACUUGGUCGGACGCAGAGGACAAGGAGCGCCCAGCGCAGCGGGGCCCCCCGCCGCCCCUCCAGCGAGGAGACCUGCUGGAGGUCCCCAGAAGCCUUUUCACCCACUAUGGCAUUUAUUUAGGCGACAAUAAAGUCGCUCACCUGAUCCCAGACAUCCUCCCUGUGUUCACAAACAACAUGAAGCAGAUCAGUUGUGUCAUAACCAACAAGAGACUCAUCCUCGGCUGCAUGUACAGGUGCGCCUCAGUGCGCGUGGACACUUUGGAGGACUUUGCCUAUGGUGACAAAAUAGUUGUUAACCGUAUGGAUAAAAUGAUGAAGAAGCCAGCAUUAAACAAUGAGCAUGUCGCCAAGAGAGCAGAGAAACUCAUCGGAACAAUCCCGUAUAGUCUGCUGUGGAAUAACUGCGAACACUUUGUGACAUACUGCAGAUACGGAUGUGCAGCGAGUCGGCAAACAGAGAAGUUCUGUGAGUGUCUAAAAUCAAUAAUCAGAGACCAGCGGAGCGUCAUUGCUACAGGACUGCUUGGAAUGAUCUCUAUUGUGUGUUUCGGCAUGGCACCUUUGACUACAUUACCCACAAUUCUUAUUCCCUUCACGCUGUGGAUGGCUGGUUAAACAUGAGCUCAGCAAAAAGACCUGCAAUCAAACUGAACUGUACUUUUACUCAGCAAAUACUGACGGAAACAUCAGGGCAGCAUUUCGUCUGCACUCCAUGUCUCCAGUGCCUUAUGAAAAUGCUUGGUACUCUCAUCUUACUAUGUAAUGAAUGUUGUCUGUUUUGUCUCGUUAUAUGUAUGAAUACUUUACUAUAUGCCUUAUAUGUGUGUGCUCAUAAAACUGGAAGUAAAUGUUAAUUCUUUAUAAAUGAAUAUAGUUUGUGAUUCAUUUUCCCUAACAUUCAUGCUUACCACAAAAGUGACUAUACAAUGACGAAAUGAGGAUAACUGACUAUUUCUUGUAUGUAAAGUUGAUGUUUUAUAGUAGCAUACUUAAUAUAAUGUUGUAAAUAUGACAAAUGUUUAAUAAACAUUUUAU
This is a messenger RNA of Scomber japonicus (chub mackerel), 1239 nucleotides long. It is a transcript of the gene lrata, whose product is annotated as lecithin retinol acyltransferase a. Gene Ontology annotation, molecular function: phosphatidylcholine-retinol O-acyltransferase activity. Lineage: Eukaryota; Metazoa; Chordata; Actinopteri; Scombriformes; Scombridae. Gene Ontology annotation, biological process: retinol metabolic process. The record is from RefSeq and is a predicted model, not a curated record. Bases 133 to 819 code for a protein of 228 amino acids. The transcript is spliced from 2 exons.